AUGCGUUUACGUUCGAGUACGAACGUUUCGGAAUCGAAUUGGAAUAACUCUGCUUCAGGAUUUCUCGAUGUUCUGCUCUCUGUUUGGAGACUACGUCAUACUUUGCGUUUUUCAUGUCCAAGUCCAUUGACAAAGCUCGCCAACUAUCGGCAAACGAAACCACGUCGAAAACCAGACGUUACUACUCAACCAGGCAAAGAACCAUCUCCGCCGCCGAAUGAUCUUCCUAAUUCUGGUUUAAUCAAUUCAACUGAAAAUGUUAAUCUAUCAUCGUCAACAUCCCUCCCAACUGUGCCUUCAGUUCCAUCACAUUCACUACCUUCGACAACUAAUCAAGGUUUACUUUAUCUUCGACCUGAAUAUGCUGUUUUUACACGCUCACUAGCUGAAUGUAAUAUACACGACUUGAUUCGUCAACCGGCAGGUGUUGAUAAAAACGAAUGGAUAGCUAAUAAUAUCGUAGCGUUUUUCAACCAUGUCAAUGCUCUGCAUAAUGCGAUGUGUGAUUUUUGUACGCCAGCGACGUGUCCAACCAUGACCGGUCCUCAGAACAGUUCUUAUUCAUGGCUUGAUGAGCGGAAUAAGAAAACUCUAUCAGACGAAACGAUAUUUCCCACCAGACUUGAUCAACAUUUUCCACUCUAUUUUGAUUCACACGUUCGUAAAAUGGUUCGAUUACUAUUUCAUGCUGUGGCACAUUUAUAUGCUGUUCACUACCAUCAACUAAUCGAACUACAAUUACACCCACAUUUGAACAGCUUAUUUCUUCAUUUUAUAUCAUUUCUAAUCACAUCGAAUAUAAUCUCGUCUGAUUGUCCGUCUGUACAUAGAGAUCCGAAUGGACCAUCUUCAUUGACAACGCCCGGUCAAACAGACGCACGUGAACUUCGAACAGAACUCGAAACGUUAGAUCCAUUAUAUCAAUUGUUGGCAAACCAAUGGCGACAUGCUUACGGUCAAGCGUGUGCACAAAGGAAAAAAGCAGCAAACAACGAGUGA
Molecule: messenger RNA, 999 nt
Organism: Adineta ricciae
Lineage: Eukaryota; Metazoa; Rotifera; Eurotatoria; Adinetida; Adinetidae
Source: the annotation of a GenBank genome assembly